GACUCUGAAUCCAGUAACCCGAGUUCAAGUCUCGGUGGAACCUACUUUUUGCGCCUUAAUUUCCCGACCGCUAAUUUUCCAAGCCUGAAGUCCGAACUCCGGAAUCUGAACUAUGAAACAUACUUUCAAAUAUUUGUCGCUGCCACCAGGCAAACACUCUCUCUAACGUUCCUGGAAAACAAAAAAAAAUUCCGAGAAAAUUGUGAAGUUUUUUUCGCCAGGGAAAUGGACCCUGAAACUCGACGGAAAAUCGAGGAAGCAGUGCUCGACGUACUGAGGAAAGCGAACGUGGAGGAGAUGACCGAGUUCGAGGUCCGACUCGCGGCCUCGAAGCGACUAGGGAUAGACCUCUUGGAAAUCGAGCGCAAGGGGCUUGUGCGGAGCGUGGUGGAGAAUUUCCUGCUUUCGACAAUGGAGGACGAAGAAGGAGGUGGUGAGCGCAAGGAGGCCGAUUCGAAUCCUCACGAGGAGACCAAGGAGGUGGUGCAGGAGGAGGAGGAGCAGGAUACAAGGCUGAAGAAGGAGGUGACUGACGGCGGAGAUCGCGUUGUUUGCAAGCUUUCAAAGAAGAGGAGCGUGGUAGUUCAAGAUUUCAGAGGGAGAAGUUUGGUGUCAAUUAGGGAAUUCUAUGAGAAGGAUGGAAAGCUGCUUCCUACUGCCAAAGGAAUUAGUUUGUCAACUGAACAAUGGUCAGCCUUCAGGAAGAGUGUCCCUGCUAUAGAGGAAGCCGUUAGCAAGAUGGAACUAAAGUUAAGAUCCCACCUUGAUGCUAAACAAACUGAAGAUGUAUGUAAUUCUGUGAGUGAUCUUGCUUCCCCAGAAGUUGUUGAUAUUGCCACCCACCGUUUUUAUGGGAAGAAUUACCAUUUCUGGGCACAGCAAAUGGAAUUUUUCUUAAAGCAAUCAAAGAUUGCAUAUGUACUCACUGACCCAUGCCCAAGUGUUUCUUUAGGACAGGAAGCAACUACUGAAGAAAUUGCUAAAGCCAAACAUCAUGAACUAAAGUGGGUGAAUGAUGACAGCAUUUGCCGUCGCAACAUCUUGAGCUCUCUGUCUGACCCUCUCUUUUGCCAAUACUCUAGAAGAGCUGGGAGUGCUAAAGAACUGUGGGAAGAGCUUAAAUUAGUUUAUCUUUAUGAGGAGUUUGGAACAAAGAGAUCUCAAGUUAAGAAUUACAUUGAAUUCCAGAUGGUUGAAGAAAGACUCGUAGUUGAACAAGUUCAAGAAUUCAACAACAUUGCCGACUCUAUUGCUGCUGCUGGAAUGUCGAUUGAUGAGAACUUUCAUGUCAGUGUCAUCAUUUCCAAACUUCCAGCAUCUUGGAAGGACUUCUGCAUCAAGUUGAUGCGUGAGGAGUAUCUUCCUUUCAGGAAGUUGAUGGAUCAUUUGAGGAUCGAGGAAGAGUGUCGCAACCAAGAGAAGCAAGGAGAAUCUUCUAAUCUGUUCGGCAAUCACGGUGUCAGGAAAUUUAGACCACAGACCAGAGAUCCGAAGCUGCCGGGCAUGCGAUGGAAUAGACGAGAAUCAGAGAUUAAUGGAAGGCCCAUAAUCUGCCACAAUUGUGGCAAGAAAGGGCAUAUUUCGCGAUACUGUCGAGGGAAGUUUGUCAAUGAAAAUAAUGAAAACAGAGAUGUGGGCAAUGGAUCAAUGCCUGCAGUUACAGAGGUUAACAUGGUUUAGGAAACAAAUGAAGUAGCUGAUUGACAUAGAAACCACCGAACUCAAUUGUAGUGAGAUCUUUGCUUGUAGUUGAAGAGGUUAAGGGAAUCAUGAAGUAGCUGAUUGCCAUGGUCACCAUCCAUCUCAAUUGUAGUGACAACAUGUUCAAUUCUUCAAGAUUUGGUCAGGACAAAAUUAAGACUGGGCUUGAAGUCUUCUUAUCUAUGAAGUGUGUUGCCCAGCAAAGCCCCCCUCUAAAGAGGAUAAAAUUUGACUGUAUAUGACAUUGUGAUCAGUAAAUAAUAUGUUUCCCCUCCCCCCCUUUGUUUCCCCCUUUUUUCCCUGAAA
Molecule: messenger RNA, 2007 nt
Organism: Alnus glutinosa
Lineage: Eukaryota; Viridiplantae; Streptophyta; Magnoliopsida; Fagales; Betulaceae
Exons: 4
Coding region: 226-1680 (484 amino acids)
Biological process (GO): positive regulation of transcription initiation by RNA polymerase II
Molecular function (GO): transcription coactivator activity; DNA binding; zinc ion binding
Source: RefSeq, a predicted model, not a curated record